Messenger RNA from Peromyscus eremicus (cactus mouse), 4245 nucleotides. It is a transcript of the gene Sh2b3, whose product is annotated as SH2B adaptor protein 3. The record is from RefSeq and is a predicted model, not a curated record. The transcript has 8 exons. Gene Ontology annotation, biological process: intracellular signal transduction. NCBI's taxonomy places the organism in Eukaryota, Metazoa, Chordata, Mammalia, Rodentia, Cricetidae. The coding region runs from base 416 to 2074 and encodes 552 amino acids. Gene Ontology annotation, molecular function: transmembrane receptor protein tyrosine kinase adaptor activity. Gene Ontology annotation, cellular component: plasma membrane.
AACGGCGCCGGGGCGGCAUGGGCUCGGGCCGUCGUCUCCUCCCGGCCGCCCGCCCGCCCAGACUGUCACGGGCCCCGGGGUCCACGGGGGCGGCCGCAGUAGCGUCCCGGGGGCGGCCCGGAGCCGCGUGCCCCGGCUGCUGUCAGGCGCUGGCGGCGGAAAUGAGGCGCUGGCCGUUUUCCGAGCCGGGGUUUCCUGCCUGAGCGCCGAGAGGCCGUGCGACGCCAUGGGCCGGCCGGGCCCCGACCCGCAGCUUGCGCGGUAAGCGCGGCCCGCCGAGCGCCUUGGAGGAACCGGGCGGCCGCCUGCGUCCCGCUUCUGUUUUUCUGGCGUUUCCUCAUUCUGUUUCUCUUCCCCAAUCCCAGACCGCAGGGAUGUGGGCGCGGAGCCCGGCCGCCCCGCCUCGCUCUCCGCCAUGAACGGGCCCACCGUGCAGCCGUCCCGCACGUCCUCGGCACCCGCGUCGCCCGCGUCCCCGCGGGGCUGGAGCGACUUCUGUGAGCGGCACGCUGCGGCGGCGGCGCGGGAGCUGGCCCGCCAGUACUGGCUGUUCGCGCGCGCGCACCCCCAGCCGCCGCGUGCCGACCUGGUGUCGCUGCAGUUCGCCGAGCUUUUCCAGCGCCACUUCUGCCGCGAGGUGCGCGAGGGCCUGGCGGGGCCACCGGGCCGCGACUACCGUGCCACUGCCCCGCAUCACCGCCCCGCGCUGCCCAAGGCACGCAGCUCCGAGGACCUGGGCCCGCGGCCGGCCUGCGCCCUGCAGCACCUGCGCCGCGGCCUGCGCCAGCUCUUCCGCCGCCGCUCGGCUGGGGAGCUGCCGGGGGCCGCCAGCGACCCCAGCGACCCCGACAACGACCCCUCCGCCACCACCAGGCCGGGCCCAGCCCGCAAGCUGCUACCCUGGAGCCUGCGGGAGCCGCCGGCCGAGGCGCUGAAGGAGGCGGCGCUGCGCUACAGCCUGGCGGACGAGGCAGCCAUGGACAGUGGCGCGCGCUGGCAGCGGGGUCGCCUGGUGCUGCGGGCCCCGGGUCCGGGCCACGGCCGCCUGCUGCAGCUCUUCGACCCGCCCAAGAGCUCAAAGCCCAAGCUGCAAGAGGCCUGCUCUAGCAUCCGGGAGGUCCGGCCAUGCACACGCCUGGAGAUGCCUGACAACCUCUACACCUUUGUGCUGAAGGUGCAGGACCAGACAGACAUCAUCUUUGAGGUGGGAGACGAACAGCAGCUUAACUCAUGGCUGGCCGAGCUCAGAACAAGCACAGGCCAAGGGCUGGAGCGCAUGGACACGGAGUUAGCCCUUUCCUUCGUGGCAGAGCCUGGCCCAGCCGGCUCUCCAAGGGGAAGCACAGACUCCCUGGACCAAGGUGCUUCACCUGGGGCAGUGUUGGACCCAGCCUGCCAGAAAACAGAUCACUUCCUGUCCUGCUACCCCUGGUUCCACGGCCCUAUCUCCAGGGUGAAGGCCGCACAGCUGGUUCAGCUGCAGGGCCCUGACGCCCACGGCGUGUUCCUGGUGAGGCAGAGUGAGUCCCGGAGAGGGGAGUAUGUGCUCACAUUCAACUUACAGGGCAGAGCCAAGCACCUGCGCCUGGUGCUCACAGACCGUGGACAGUGCCGGGUGCAGCACCUGCACUUCCCCUCGGUGGUGGACAUGCUCCGCCACUUCCAGCGCUCCCCCAUCCCGCUUGAGUGUGGAGCAGCCUGUGAGGUCCGGCUCUCUGGCUAUGUGGUGGUCGUCUCCCAAGCACCAGGUUCCUCCAACACAGUCCUCUUCCCUUUCUCCCUUCCUCACUGGGACUCGGAUCCGGGUCUUUCCCACCUCAACUCUGCUGCUGGCUGUCCCCCCAGCCUUGGCGCAGAGGCUCUCCCCGGCCGAGUGACACCCCCAGAGCAAAUCUUCCACUUGGUGCCUUCUCCUGAGGAACUGGCCAACAGUUUGCGGCACCUGGAACUGGAGCCUGUGAGCAGUGCUCGGGACUCAGACUAUGGGAUGGACUCCUCUUCCCGGAGCCACCUUCGGGCCAUCGACAACCAGUACACCCCCCUCUCACAGCUGUGCAGGGACGCAAACUUGUGAAUGUAACCAUCAUCCUUCCUUCCCUCCAGAGAGCUCCAGGCUGCGGUCAGCCUUCCCCUGCUCAGCUGUGCCCUCCACUGGGCGGCCACAGGCCCGUCAGUCAGCACAGCUAGCCCCUGGCUUUCCCACUGUUUACAGAUGGAGUUCUUGUGCACAGGUACCACUAGCUGGUACCCUAGGCCCAGUCCCCAACCCAGAGGAGGGGCUCCAGGCCCAGAGCUGGCAGUGGAGACUGACAGUCAGAGCUGAUGACAGACUUCCUUCCUAGCAGGUAGGGUCAUCAGGAAGCACAAACAACACUACCAAGUCCCCGGUCUCCUUCCUGUUCUCCUCUACCAGGACCCGUGCCAUUCUGAAGUCAGGCUAAGCAGACCUGCUUCACUCACCCGAGCUAAGCCAGCACGCUAGUGUCCUUGUCUGCUCCUCCUCAGGACGGUUGCCUGCUAUGGGGUAGCCACUGUCCUCCCUAAUGCAGAGAAUGAAGUGUGUCACCCUUUCAGGGACAUCCAGGCAGCAUAGAGAGAGGAGGGUAGCAAGGGACGUCCUACCCCAGUGCCUUAUGCAUAAAAAACAGGACUGGUUUACAGCGGCUUUCCAGAGGAUGGGAUGAACAGUGGGGAGACAAGCACAAAUGGAAAGGCUCCUCGGCCUGUGCAGUGGACCCAGGUUUAUAGACCCCCUCCCCAACACUCUUCAAGCAUCUAGUGGCUUGUUGAACAUGGCUCCAUUCUGAGUAACAGAGCAGCUGGCACCGUGCAGGAACUCUAAGAGCUCACAGUCAGUGUUCUGUCGAGGCAGCAGCAGGGUCCUCCCCCGUGGAGGGAUGUGCUCCUGCACAUGCAAUUCUCUGUGUAGACAGAGCUACACUGGUCUGGCCUUUCCCCGGUGAGAGUUCACAGGGACUAGAGAGGGCAGCUCCUGAGCACAAAGCGCCAGUUGGUGCAGCCUAUGGGCUUAUAGCAGCGGCUUUAGGGAAUGAGAACUUAUCUUGGACGUGUUGGUCGGAGGUGAGCAUGCUGAACCCCUUCUCAUCUGGUUACCUCUGUACUGUGCAAGCUAUGUGGCCCUGAGUGGACGGGGUGGGGUGGGGGGGCAGCCAGCUGUGCUUCACCUUCAACACCCACCAUUGUGUUGACGGAGCAAGGCACAUCCCACAUAGGCCCAGAUUUGUGUUCCAUCUUUGAGAACUAGCUUUUCUUCAUUUUCCACAAAAGUAUGAACCAAAGAUAUAAGCAAUAUUCAGUCACUGGUCCAGACUCUUCUCUAAGCUGUGUAGGAGGAAAGGGGCUGGUUGGACAGCUGUGUCCCUGCUUGUGGCCGGCCGGAAGCUCAACCAACUUCACACUAGGGGCGCUCACUUCUCCUGGGUCGUCAGACACACAGCUCUCAGGUAGAGAGGAGCACCUCCGCCCCACGGCAUUGGGACUCAUCCACUGUGGAUGGCUUCCUUUCGAAAGGCCUCUAUUAUGACAAAGUCUCAUGGCUCUGGGACAGAGUGGCACUAAGCCAACACCUUUUCUUUCUGCUAGAGUAGGUCCAAUUGGCUUGAAGGGGAACUCAGUGUCAGUACCAGGCACCAUUCCCACCCCCGGUCAUCCUAACAGACUGCCAUGGGAAGGUGAGGCCACACUAGGCCCAGGUGAGUUGGCCCUGUAGAGACUCUAAGUGCACAGUCCCUGCUGCUUUCUCCUGACUAGAACUACACACUAACAGCCACCAGCACCAAAGAAUUAAGUCAACUAACCUGCCUUGACUUUAGACCAGCAGUCCACAUGGCUUUAUCUGGUAUCAACUCUUCUGCCUUUGAUCAUUUCUGGACCACAGGAAAAAGGAAUAGUGAUUAUUACAGUUUUGGGCCACACAACACUAUUUUUACAUAAGUUUCUUAACCUAAAAAAAGGCUUCAUCUCUACCCUGAGGGCUCUUGUUCAAAUGUUACCUUAAUCAAACAUCAAGCGAUAGACUGUCAUCCACUGCCUCCUAAUGAAGAUGUGUCUAACAGCCAGUGUGGGGCUAGGCAACAGGAAGAGGGGAUUUCAACUUCUAUCAUAGGCAGAAGGUGUUUGGCAAAUCUUUGUUUUAUGUACUGUAUGAGUAACUUAUUCUUGAAUAAUGCAAAUUUUGCUACAGUGUACAAAUCGCUAUAUGUGAAUUAAAAAAAGUUUUCAGAA